Messenger RNA from Cicer arietinum (chickpea), 1812 nucleotides. Its product is annotated as ornithine aminotransferase, mitochondrial. Lineage: Eukaryota; Viridiplantae; Streptophyta; Magnoliopsida; Fabales; Fabaceae. The record is from RefSeq and is a predicted model, not a curated record. Gene Ontology annotation, cellular component: cytoplasm. Gene Ontology annotation, molecular function: identical protein binding; L-ornithine transaminase activity; pyridoxal phosphate binding.
GUUGGAAAAACUAUUUGAGAUGAUUAGUUGCAUGACACCCAUUUGUAUGCAUCAGCAAAAGCAAUAUUUAAAAUAUAUUAUCAUUAUAUUUAUAUAUGCCAACUUUUAUUUACAUGAGUUUAUUUAGUUGAAUAAAUCAAGAAGACAAUUGUGAGAAAGAGUUUCAGAAAAUUGAGGCAUAUCUGAAUUCUGAAUCUCUUCAUCAAUGGCUGCAACUAAACAAGUUCAGUGUUUGAUGCGAAGAGUUUGCAACGGAAGAAGUAGAACUUUUGGGGUUGCCGCACAACCCAAUGCUUCUUCCUCUUCUCAGACAAUUAUCGAUAAGGAAUUUCAGCAUAGUGCCCACAAUUACCAUCCACUUCCAAUUGUAUUUGCUCAUGCAAAAGGAUCGGCUGUGUGGGAUCCAGAGGGAAACAAGUAUAUUGAUUUUCUAUCUGGUUACUCUGCAGUUAAUCAGGGGCAUUGCCAUCCUAAAAUUUUGAAAGCAUUAAAAGACCAGGCAGAAAAGCUGACCGUGAGCUCUCGGGCCUUCUACAAUGAUCGUUUUCCGGUCUUUGCUGAGUAUUUGACAGCCUUGUUUGGUUAUGAUAUGGUGCUUCCUAUGAAUACUGGUGCUGAAGGUGUGGAAACAGCUCUGAAAUUAGCAAGAAAGUGGGGUUACGAAAAGAAAAAGAUUCCCAACAACGAGGCUCUUAUUGUCUCAUGCUGUGGCUGUUUCAAUGGUCGUACGUUGGGAGUCAUAUCAAUGAGUUGUGACAAUGAAGCUACCCGCGGUUUUGGUCCUUUAAUGCCAGGCCAUCUUAAAGUUGAUUUUGGUGAUGCAGAAGCUGUCGAGAAAAUUUUCAAAGAAAACGGAAACCGCAUUGCUGCAUUCAUUUUAGAACCUAUCCAAGGAGAAGCUGGGGUGAAAAUUCCCCCAGAAGGCUAUUUGAAAACUGUUAGAGAUCUUUGCUCCAAAUACAAUGUGUUGAUGAUUGCUGAUGAAAUACAAACUGGAUUAGCAAGAACAGGGAAAAUGCUGGCUUGUGAUUGGGAAGAUGUCCGUCCAGACAUAGUGGUAUUAGGAAAAGCAUUGGGCGGAGGAAUUAUACCAGUUAGUGCAGUUCUUGCAGACAAAGAAGUGAUGCUUUGUAUAAAACCUGGACAGCACGGAAGUACCUUUGGGGGAAAUCCAUUGGCCAGUGCAGUUGCCAUUGCCUCACUUGAAGUGAUCAAAGAAGAGAAACUUGCUGAGAGAUCUGCAAAAAUGGGAGAUGAACUUCUUGGUCUGCUGCAUAAGAUUCAUAAGCAAUAUCCAGACCACGUGAAGGAGGUGCGCGGACGAGGAUUGUUCAUUGGAGUGGAGCUUAACAGAGAAAAAUUGUCCCCUGUAUCGGGCUUCGAGUUAAGCGUAAAACUGAAAGAUAGAGGAGUUCUUGCCAAGGCAACACAUGACACAAUUAUUCGUUUCACUCCGCCACUUUGCAUAAGUGACGAUGAGAUCCGGCAAGGUUCUAAGGCACUGGCUGAUGUGCUUGAAAUUGAUCUACCAUUGUUAAAGAAGAUGAAGCCAAAAGAGGCUGCUCCUCUAGCUGGUCCUAGUGCAUGUGAUCGUUGUGGUCGAGUCGUGUAUGGUUAACCGGAUAAUGAUUGGUCUAUGAAUUUUAUGCAACUUGUAUUUUAUUUUUGUAUGGAAAAAGGAUAUCUCAUGGAUUCACAUAUGUUGUUUUAUACAUGAACCAAAAGAAACUAAUAAAACAUACCAUAUUAUAUUAUGAAAUGAAAUGAAAAAAUCAUUGUGACAGCGAGAUCACUUAUCUCCUGUGUUGUCCA